CGAAGCUGGAGAAAUGACAACGGUGUUUAAAAUAACGAUAAAAUACGUAAAAAUAUGUUACGAUAAUUGUGUUUUUGGGUUUAUUGCUAUGUAUUAGGAACGGGUGAAUCAGUAUGAACGCGCUUCACACGAAUUUAAAGCGAUGCAGAGCACAAAUUCACCCUUGAAUACAGAAAAGGGGCGAGCGAGUCGCUGCUUGUCAGUUCAGUCAAAUAAUUAGCGAGUUUUUAUUUCGUUGAGGGAAAUUUAUAUGAAUUAUUAAGCAACUGUUUGUCGAAAUGCGGUCUCAUAAACAGCAAGGCAACACCCCAGGACGCUUUUUUACACCCACGGUCAACAGCUACAAACUGCACAUUGCGGCGGUGAAGUCUUUACUACCUGAGAGAAUGUUACAAAGACCGCUUGACAUACGGUUGACAAAGGACUUGACAAAAGCCAACAUGGAUGCCCUGAGAGCUAAUCCACCAAGGCAAGAUAUCAGGCUGAAUAUGUACUGCAGACCCCUCCAUGCCCCAGUGCUGGCCUUUGUGAAUGAGUUUGUGGGGCCAGAGCGAGCUCUGUUGCCCCCUCCACCGACUGCCCCAGCUGGGGUAAUGGGGGACCUGUGGACCCAAGCACACAGGGGGAAAGUACAGCGUGCUAUACGCAGCGCAGGAGCCUUCUAUUCUCACAGUAAAGCCCCUUUCAUCUCACAUGCUGUAGGCGAUGCAGUCGCGCUGAAUGAAAGGCCCACUCCUGGUUUCCCUGUUGCUUUCUGCUCCAGGGAUGACUGUGCUGCCAGUCUUGAGAGACUGGAUCUGGACCGUCGUGGUCUGAUUGAGUGCCCGAACCUGGACGGGAUGGAUAAGCUCCGCCUCCUCAACCUUCAGCACAACCUCAUCUCUCACCUGCCACACCUCACUCACCUGCGGCGCCUCGUCUUCCUCGAUCUCUAUGACAACCGCUUGACCGACAUGUCACCCAUCUCCGCUCUGGCUUUGCUCCGCGUGCUCAUGCUUGGCAAGAACAGAAUUCAGAGAAUAUGUGGCCUGGACAACUUGACCAAACUUGACGUGCUGGAUUUGCACAGCAACCAGAUCACUAAGAUAGAGAAUGUGUCUCACCUGUCGGAGCUGCACGUACUGAACCUGGCAGAUAACUGCAUCUCCAGAGUGGAGAACCUACAGGGCCUGGACUCACUGACCGAACUCAACCUCAGACGUAACCGAAUCUCCACUGUGACGGAGGUGGACCGGCUGCCCUGUCUCCAGCGUCUCUUCCUCAGCUCCAACAGCAUCAGCAGUUUUGAUGAACUGGCCUGUCUGGGACUCUCCUGCUCUCUGUGUGAGCUCACCCUGGAUGGGAACCCUGUAGCUCAGGAGUCAUGCUACAAACAGGCCGCGCUGCGCUGUGUGCUUCCACUCCGGCUGCUGGACAUGAAGCGCAUCACAGAGGAGGAGAGACGCGCGGCGAGUCUUUUAGCGCGAAAGGAGGAUGAGAAGAAACGUGAGAGCCACAAGCAGGCCGCUCAUAAGGAGAAGCGUCGCUUGGCAAUCCGUAACGCAGCACAGCAGUGGGAAGGAUCCAAGACCUGUCUGGAGCUUCCUGCUCAAAAUGGAGCAAAGGAAGAGCUCAGCCCUGAAAACAGCCCCGCCCACAGCCCUGCCCAGACCAAUGGGAUCGCUCAAGAGCCCUCACCCGAUGAGCUGAGGAAAGAUAAAGGGAGUCCAUUCAUUGUUUCGGAGCGUCCAGCAGGGGGCGGUGAGAAUAGGUUGCGUUCAACCAGCCGCCCCAAUAGCCCCCGAGACCCCAGACUCCAGGAGACCGGGGGUGCCAGCGUGCAGAGCCUUUCUCUGUCGGAGAGCCAUGUGGCUGAGCUGGAUGGGGAGACAGUGCGUCUCUUUGGCCCAGGGGCCUUGGAGGCGCUGGAGAGGGGCUGGGGAGUGCAGACGGCCAGCGCUGUCACCACCAUCACCUUCCGCUACAUCCAGUUUGACAGCAUCGUCCCCACCCUGCCACGCAUCCGCCUCAAAUUCCCCAACCUCACGCACCUGAUCUUCAUGGAAACUAAUAUAACACGGCUGCUGCAGUUGGCCGCUUUAGCGCAGGUCCGCCGACUGGAACAGGUCACCAUCCACCCAGAGGGGAACCCUGUGGUCAGCCUGACACUGUGGAGAGCCUUCCUCAUAUAUAGACUCAACCACCUUAACCUGCAGAGGAUCAAUGGGACAGAGGUGACCAUGAAUGAUGUCAUGGCAUCGGAACGCCUUUUUGGGACUCUGGGUCACGUCGCUUCCACAGAAACGCCGCGCUGUCGUCUGUUGCUGCUACUGGAGGAGUCUAGGAAGAGGCAGCUGCAGUUCCUGCUGGAGGGGAGGGGUCGCAGGGCUGGGUUGAGCCCAGAGGAACUGAAGGAAAACGGGAAACUGCUGGGGGAAAGCAUGAGCCGAGCACUUUUUAACUACCCGAGCAGAGACUCCAGCUCCGAAAGCCCUGAGGAAGGUGGAGGUGAGGUGCUGGAGCGUGGCCCGGUGGUGGAGCAGUAUCUAAAAGAGCUGGUGCACCAAGCGUCCAGCACCAGUGUGAAGGGGGAAGCCCUGCAGAAGCUGUGGCCCACUGCGUUUGUGGAGAUGGUGAGGGACUGUGUGCUGGAGAUGAGGGACACACCCACCUACAGACGGACCUGCCUCAACACGCUCGCCCACGGCAAAUGAGAGAGAGAGAGAGAGAGAGAGCGAGGGUGAAGAGGGAGGUACCGAGAGAGAACUACAGAACCGAAAGUGCACGUAGAGGAAUGACAGGACGACAGGAUACAAACCCCACCUGGGAAGAAUAACCACAACAACAACAACAACAACAUUCCCUCCGUUUUUCCUCUCUGCCUUUUUCUCGCAGUUUCUCUUCUUCACCCUCGUUCCCACAUUCACAGUCUCCUAUGGAGACUUUAGAUCACACUCGGUCGAAUGUGCAGAUCUGAACUUCGUCAUUAUGUGACAGAGAGAUUGUUCUGCAACACUGUUCUAUCUGAGAGAUAAUCUUCUCCUCUGGAGAAGAGAGAGAUGCACCUGAUUGGAUGUGAAUGAUCUUCAAAAAAAAAAGGUGAUGUCUGGUUUUAUUCUAUCGCUCAUUCACUUCAACUGUACCAGAUCAGCACUCUUAGUAGUAAACAAGACUGUUGUGUGGUGUUCUGGUCUUCCUAAUGGUGCUCCGAACAUAGGUCAUAAGUCAGUCUCUGGACAAAAAUACUAACUUAGGUCAGUCUCUGGACAAAACAUACUACUGUAGGUCAGUUUCUGGACAAAAAUACUACCACAGGACACAUAUUCAGUCCAACGUCUCAUUCUGCUCUCCCACAUCUCUGGAAAAGACUGGAACAACCGUUUUUUUCCAUCCAUUUUAGCAUCUUUCAGUCUUCUCUUUAAGCCUUACGCUGCUGGACUUUUAGUCUUCUUGCACAGUUUUUUUGUUCUGUAUUUUACGAAAUAUUAAAAGAGAAUGAUGAACUUUUU
Messenger RNA from Colossoma macropomum (tambaqui), 3488 nucleotides. RefSeq names its product leucine-rich repeat-containing protein 49. Bases 279 to 2693 code for a protein of 804 amino acids. The record is from RefSeq and is a predicted model, not a curated record. Lineage: Eukaryota; Metazoa; Chordata; Actinopteri; Characiformes; Serrasalmidae. The transcript is spliced from 18 exons. Gene Ontology annotation, molecular function: protein binding.